GCUCUCCGCCCGGCUGCGCUGCCACGUCCCAGGCCGGAGGCGGCGGGGAUGGGCGGCCGGGCGCUGUGCUGGCUGCUCUGCCUGCUGCAGGCGGGCCGGGCCGGGGGCGCCGAGCUCACCUUCGAGCUGCCCGACAGCGCCCGGCGGUGCUUCCACGAGCCGCUGCAGCGCGGCCUCAAGUUCACGCUGGAUUUCCAGGUGAUUACAGGGGGGCAUUACGAUGUGGACUGCUACGUGGAAGAUCCCAAUGGCAAGACCCUUUACAAAGAAGCUAAGAAGCAGUACGACAGCUUUUCCCAUCGAGCCGAAGUCGCAGGCGUCUACACGUUUUGCUUCAGCAACGAGUUCUCCACUUUUUCACACAAAACUGUCUACUUUGACUUUCAAGUUGGAGACGAGCCCCCGAUUCUCCCGGAGAUGAACCACAGGGUCACCGCCAUGACACAGAUGGAAUCUGCUUGUGUCACCAUUCACGAAGCUUUAAAUACAGUGAUCGACUCCCAGACUCAUUACCGGCUGCGGGAGGCUCAGGACCGGAUCCGGGCUGAAGAGCUGAACAACCACGUCUCCUACUGGUCUGUGGGGGAGACCGUCCUCCUCCUCGUGGUCAGCGUCAGCCAAGUGAUGCUGCUCAAGAGCUUCUUUACGGAGACGAGAGCGACCACGGGGGCCGUCAGCACCUAGGACGUCAGCCAGAGUCGGUCCUGCGCCGUGGCACCGUGUGCCAGCGGGUUGGUUGGGGUGGGGCUGGGGAGGAGAGCAGAGGUGGUACUGGGAGAAGCUGUGCAAGGGGCUCACAGUGCAGGGCUGCCGAGGGACUGAGUGGGGCUGGCCUGGCACAACUGCGCUGGGAGCAGAAAGGGAUUUAUGGGAAAGUCGCCAACCAGCAGUUUGGAUGGAGUGAAAGCUGUUAAUAGCCGGGGCCCGGGAAGCAAUGGGUGUGCAGGGGUUAGGGGCUCUCUGUGCAGCUGAGCUGUGACUUAGUGCCCGUUUCACUGCAGUUAGUUGCAUUGGUUUGACUCUUGGCUGUAACCCUGUUGCAUCUUCAUUGCGAGGUGUAACCACACCAUGCAGCCAGAGCAUCUACCCCAGAGCCCACGUAGGGCCACCCGCUGCCAGCGCAGAGCAGAGUCCCAGGCCAGCGUGGGGGCGCCGGACGUGCCCCGGUGCACAGACAAUCUGAACUGCAGUAGCUCACCAGAGCUGCAAUCCGUGCUCACCGAGGUGGGCGGCGUGGCCAGGACCGAGGUAGGAGUCAGAGUAACCCCACUCACCCCUACGAUGUGCCCAAACAUCUGCUUAUCGUCAGGCAGCCCCCUCAGCCCAUGGUCACCAGGGUGCCAGGAACUUGCCCAAAGCAGGCCACGUGAGCUGUGGCUCCUGCCAACCAGAGAGGCUAAAAACCCUAUUCAUCUUUUUAAUGGAAGCUGAAAUUCUCCCAUAAUCCCAGGACUCCAGGAGCUGGGCCUUACAGAGAAGCACCAAAUAUCACGAGAGGCUCAGUAAAAGUGGCAGAAAUUGGCAGCUCUUGGCUCCCUCCAGGUUUGUUUGUGCUAAAGGGAUCGUGUGGCCCCAGAGAGUCAGAGAGGUUAGGGCCAGAAGAGGCCAUUUGAUCACCAGCCUGACCUCCUGUAUAGCACUGGCCACCAGCACCGCACGCUAGCCCCCCACCCAAAAUGAGCCCAACAUAUUACAGCCCACGGGAGACUGGGCUGUUAUGUGCCACGGGCAGAGAACAGGCAGGACUGCAGUGCACCAAUGCCCAAGGCACCUGCAGUGGCAGGGAAACAACUGAAUAUGCCCAGAUAAUCCUGUCAAGCGACCCCCACCCACACGCAGCAGGGAGGUGGAAACCCCCCCCCCAGGGUCACUGCCAAGCUGACCCAGGGAAAACCCCGUCCUGACCCUGAGCAGCUGACCAAGCACCAGCCAGCCCAGCACCUGGGGGAAGAGUACUCGCAGCCACCCCUGAGCUAUGGGCCUUCCUGUCCCAUAGCCCAUCUCCUGGCAUGGCCGUCUCCGCUGCUCCAUGCAGUCAAUAGAUCAGGCCCCAUUCAGAGGAAGGAAAGUUAGAAACCAAACACACCCCCAGAAUACAUGGGGGUGCACAGGAGAAUCCUGCCCUGGCUGCUGCAGGGAUCAGCGGAAGCCCUGAGGCGGGACCUUUAGGAACAUGAUGUAAACCAGAAAGGCAAAUGAGGUGUGGAGGGGAAGUAGCCUUGGAACGAUUUCCCAAGGAGUGUGCUGGAGGCUCCAUCACAGGCUGCUCCUGAGGCAGGUCUCUGGCCCGUGCUGUCCUCAGGGGCAGCCUGGGGGAUCGCUGGUUUUUGCCCUGCGCUCUGUGAAUCUGGGGCUGCCGAGCCCCCUCGUGGAACAGUCCGGGGACCCUUCUCUAGCACAGCCCACGGGGAUGCCCUGCCCUGCUCUGCGCAGACAGCGAGGCCUCCUGGGCCAAUGUCCUGGUAUUUCUUCAGAACACAAAGCAGGAGUCACAUGGGCCAGGCCAGCCACUGUCCCGGAGAGGGCCCAUGACUUAACCACUAUGCCUGAAUCCACCCCACAUUGCCAGAAACAAAUCUAGCUGCUGCUCCCACAGGCUGUUGUGCAAGAACCGUUACAAUACUAGUAUUGGUCAAACAAUGCUUUACACUAAGCCACCCAAAUGGGUUGGGGGAUUAGGAAUUGCAAUUACCCUGCUCAGCAGGGCUGACACCGCUGGAUGCAACCUUUGCCACUUCUCAGUAAACUCAUGAGCCUGCAGUUUUCUUUCACCACUGAUUAGACACACUGUCCCCCAGGCACUGGGCAGUGCGACACAAAACAGCCAGUCGAAGCGCUUGUUCUGCUCUCAGGCACAGCUGCUGCCCCGCCAGCCCCUCCUUUGUGAACUGGUUGUAACACCCAUGUUCUAGGAAGCCUUAAAUAAAAUGCAUUUCCUACCGA
Molecule: messenger RNA, 2943 nt
Organism: Mauremys reevesii (Reeves's turtle)
Lineage: Eukaryota; Metazoa; Chordata; Testudines; Geoemydidae
Gene: TMED3
Product: transmembrane p24 trafficking protein 3
Exons: 3
Coding region: 49-684 (211 amino acids)
Biological process (GO): intracellular protein transport; endoplasmic reticulum to Golgi vesicle-mediated transport; Golgi organization
Cellular component (GO): Golgi apparatus; COPII-coated ER to Golgi transport vesicle; endoplasmic reticulum
Source: RefSeq, a predicted model, not a curated record